UAUCCACCAAAACAAGACUUUGUUUUAGUGUAAAGUAGUAAAGGAAGCUCGUCGUUGUUCCAGUUCCAGACGACCCGCUGGCCCGACAGCCCGGAGCGGCUCUUUCUCUUUAUCCACCAGAAGACAACAAAGAUGAAUGCAGGCAGCUGGGAUGGAUCCAGCGGAAGAGCCCCCAUCGAUGUUGUGGGGUCUGGACCCGAUGUUUUCUGCCUUCACCAGGCUGUAUGUCAGAGACAUCCUGCAGAUGACAGAGUCCACACAAGUAUCAGGUAUUUACUUCUACAACUUACAUCCGAUCUAUAAAGUUGAUGUGCUUGGGACGGUGGUUUACAAGAGAGAAAGAGAAGACUUCUUCUGUUAUGGAGUGGAUGAUGGUACUGGCGUAAUAAACUGCCUGUGCUGGAAAAAUGACUUGUUUAAAGAAGAGCAGGAUCCUACUAAAUCAGGGGGUAAAACCAGUGAUGGGGCUCAGGGAGGCUUCAACCUAGUCGCUGAAGUGGAGAAGCUGAGACAGGCCCAGCAGAGCCGCUGCCGUCUGGAGAUCGGAGAGCUGCUCCGAGUCAGAGGACCGGUGAAGACGUCGAGGCAGCAGAGAGAAAUCAUGGCCUCCACCUACUAUAAAGUCAAUGACCCAGUGAUGGCAAUCCAGAUAGCGUGGAUGAUGGAGGUUCCUCAGCUCUACAGGCAGUGCUAUGACAAACCAUUCCAGCUGCAACCUAAUGCAACGGGAGACUCAGCCAUCAGUUCCCUCAGCAAGGCGACAAACACCAUCAAGGACUUCUUUAAGCAGAAGUCGGUGACCCGGUUCAGAACCUAUGAUGUUCAGGAUCUCCUGCAGCCUCUGAUCUCCAGCCAGCCUCAAACAGCAUCAGCAGACCAGGAGCCUGUGGCGGGUCCAUCUGGAUGCCAGCAACUACGCCAGCUUCUGAAGGAGGCCCUGCAAAUUUUACAGGACGAGGGUAUCGUAUACCGCAAAGUCAAAUCCCAGGAUGAAGUCUAUCAUGUGACCGCACAUGACAAAGAUCUACUCAUAGCUGUCAAAGACAUUAUCAGAGAGGACUCAAAGAGAGAGAAGUAUGCAGAGAAGGGUUGCCACAUCCUGCACAUCCUGUCUGCAGUCAGGCAGCGCUACAGCCUCAACGUGAGCAAGGCGGCACUGGAGCUGGUCCUCAAAUCACUGGAGUGCAACAGUGACAUCGUCAGCACCAGCGACAGCCAUUACACUGCGUUUUAACUCCAGCACGGUGGGGUCGGAAGCCCAGCAUUACUGGAUAUACUAUGUGUAGUAUAGCUUAUUGCUCCAAAAUGUGAGCGUCCAAUACGUUUAUGUAAAUCAUGCCAUCUGUAUUCUUUUAUUCAUCAUGACUGUUGUCAAAGUGUGGCAGUUGCCGAGAGUUUAUUUCUUAUAUUUGUAUUUUGAAUUACUACUGCGUGUUAGUGUGCUAUGGUUAAAUAUUACGUUUUAUAUAAAUGUUUGCCUUAUAAAAUUAAGCCAUGCCUAAGGAAAUGGACAUCAGGGAAGCGUUCAGGAACACUUUGCAUUCCACUGUUGUAAAUAUGUAUGAUAUGUAUAAAUAUCAGACCAGGCAACAAACACAAGGCUCAUGCAUGGCUGGAUUAACCCUCUAGGGGGUCCUGGGGUACAUAAUUGGCUCCUGGGUCACCAAUUUGCAUAUGGUAAUAAUAAUAAUAAUAAUAAUAAUAAUAAUAAUAAUAAAAGAAUAAAUAAA
Molecule: messenger RNA, 1730 nt
Organism: Sebastes umbrosus (honeycomb rockfish)
Lineage: Eukaryota; Metazoa; Chordata; Actinopteri; Perciformes; Sebastidae
Gene: stn1
Product: STN1 subunit of CST complex
Exons: 10
Coding region: 137-1234 (365 amino acids)
Biological process (GO): DNA replication; nucleotide-excision repair; double-strand break repair via homologous recombination
Cellular component (GO): site of double-strand break; DNA replication factor A complex; chromosome, telomeric region
Molecular function (GO): single-stranded telomeric DNA binding
Source: RefSeq, a predicted model, not a curated record